AUGCACUGCAGUGUCGGUUUUGCCUCGCUUCCGCACCCCUGCGUGGAGGCCAGUCAGGGCUGGAAUGUUUGUGGCUAUGGGACUGUCCGCCGUCUUCCCGGUGCUGGAUGGGCUAGCGAUGUAUGGAUUCUCACAGAUGCAGCGCCAAAUCGGCCUUUCCUGGCUGGUGCUGCAGGGGGCUCUGUAUAUCUUUGGUGCCGGCCUCUAUGCGGCGCGCUGGCCUGA
Messenger RNA from Cyphellophora europaea CBS 101466, 225 nucleotides. RefSeq lists its product as uncharacterized. The coding region runs from base 1 to 225 and encodes 74 amino acids. The record is from RefSeq and is a predicted model, not a curated record. NCBI's taxonomy places the organism in Eukaryota, Fungi, Ascomycota, Eurotiomycetes, Chaetothyriales, Cyphellophoraceae. The transcript has 2 exons.